GCUUCCGCCUGCGAGAGGCCGUGGCGGGCGGCUAGGUUGUGGCGGGGGCAGUCAGGAGCCCGCGUCCCGAGCCGCCGGCCGCGCGGCGGGACGAGGCGGGUGAUGGAGCUGGAGCCUGAAGUGCUGCUGCAGGAGGCCCGCGAGAACGUGGAUGCGGCGCAGAGCUACCGGCGGGAGCUGGACCACAGGCUGCAGGGGCUACGGGAGGCGCGGAGGCAGAUCAAAGAAAGUGCAUCACAGACCAGGGAUGUCCUCAAACAGCAUUUUAGUGAUUUAAAGGGAACCCUUGAGAAGCUCCUGGAUGAACGAUUGAUGACCCUUUUGCAAGAAGUGGACGUCAUUGAACAGGAGACCAUUAAACCACUAGAUGACUGUCAGAAGCUCAUAGAGCAUGGAGUCAACACUGCAGAGGACUUAGUCCGAGAAGGUGAGCUUGCCAUUCUUGGGGGUGUAGGAGACCAGAAUGAGAAGUUGUGGAACUUUACAAAAAAGGCCUCCCACAUUCAGUUGGACAGCUUACCAGAAGUGCCUUUACUGGUUGAUGUACCUUGUUUAUCUGCUCAGUUGGAUGACUCAGUUCUUAACAUAGUGAAAGACCACAUUUUUAACCACGGGACGGUGGCAUCUCGCCCACCAGUACAAAUUGAAGAACUCAUAGAGAAGCCUGGAGGCAUCAUAGUACGUUGGUGUAAGGUUGAUGACGACUUUACAGCCCAAGAUUACAGACUCCAGUUCCGAAAAUGUUCUUCAAAUCACUUUGAGGAUGUAUACGUAGGCUCUGAAACUGAAUUCAUAGUAUUGCACAUAGAUCCAAAUGUUGAUUAUCAGUUCAGAGUCUGUGCCCGAGGAGAUGGCCGGCAGGAGUGGAGUCCCUGGAGUGUCCCUCAGAUAGGUCAUUCCACAUUGGUGCCUCACGAAUGGACAGCUGGCUUCGAGGGGUAUAGUUUGAGCAGUCGAAGAAAUAUAGCACUCCGGAAUGAUUGUGACUCAUCAGGUGUUCUCUACUCAAGCGCUCCAACCUAUUUCUGCGGGCAGACACUAACAUUCAGAGUUGAAACUGUGGGACAACCAGACAGAAGAGACAGCAUAGGAGUGUGUGCAGAAAAACAGAAUGGGUUUGACUCUCUGCAGCGAGAUCAAGCAGUGUGCAUCAGUACAAAUGGUGCGGUUUUUGUAAAUGGAAAAGAAAUGACUAAUCAGUUACCCGCAGUUACUUCUGGGUCCACUGUCACUUUUGACAUUGAAGCUGUGACUCUAGGAACCAUCAAUAAUAAUGAAGGCGGAAACUUCAAGCUUCGAGUAACUAUUAGCUCCAAUAAUAGAGAAGUGGUUUUUGAUUGGUUGCUUGAUCAGUCAUGUGGUUCUCUUUACUUUGGAUGCUCAUUUUUCUAUCCUGGUUGGAAAGUGUUAGUAUUUUAG
Messenger RNA from Chrysochloris asiatica (Cape golden mole), 1419 nucleotides. RefSeq names its product cytokine receptor-like factor 3 (gene CRLF3). Gene Ontology annotation, molecular function: protein binding. Bases 103 to 1419 code for a protein of 438 amino acids. The record is from RefSeq and is a predicted model, not a curated record. NCBI's taxonomy places the organism in Eukaryota, Metazoa, Chordata, Mammalia, Afrosoricida, Chrysochloridae. The transcript has 8 exons.